Molecule: messenger RNA, 2304 nt
Organism: Bactrocera dorsalis (oriental fruit fly)
Lineage: Eukaryota; Metazoa; Arthropoda; Insecta; Diptera; Tephritidae
Exons: 5
Coding region: 683-1492 (269 amino acids)
Source: RefSeq, a predicted model, not a curated record
CAUCGGGGAUCAUUUUAAAUAAAUGAUCAGCGUGUCGGACUGAGUCGAUUUAUUCAUGUUCGUCUGUAUAUAAUUGAAUUCGUCCGUCAAUUUGUCGGAACAACUGAACGAUCAAACUCAUGUCCUUGUAUUGGAAUCUUAUUAUUUGGCAAGGUAUCGUCCUGAAAUUUGACAGCCAACUCCACAACCUCCAAACAUCUUGAUAAAAUUGGACAUUAUAGCAUAUAUUUUUCAUUUAAAAAAAUCAAGAUAUGGUACAGUGCUUUUUAUACCCUUAUUUUGCUAUGGAAAAUGCGCCUAUGAAAGGCAUUGUCAACUACAUAAAUAGCUGCUUUUGUAGGAGUAAGUGUAUUAAUAAUGAAUGUGUUAUCAUAGAGAACGGAGUGGGAGACUUGGUACGAUUUAAAAUCAAGCACUUGUGAACUAGUUCAGAAGUAAUUGAAUUUAACACAUGUUGUUAAUAAAGUGCUGUAGAGAAAAAUACAAAUCUAUUGAUAAAGGCGGCUUAUCUCAGAGGCAUGUUUUUAUAUUUAUUAACAUAAAUUUAAUAAUACAUUGCAAUGACUUCAAUAAUCUGAAGUUUAUGGCGAUCAGUAGCGCUUUAGUUAUUGCAGACGUUAAGACGUUAGCUGCAAGAAAAAUUCAGUAAACUGCAUUUUGAUAAAAAAUAAAAACAUAUUCCAUGCCAACAAUCAAAAUGAGAUUCUCAAAAACGCGUGCUAGUCGUUUAAGCCAGGUUAAAUUAUUGGCAAUUGCUGUAUUGUUGCAAACCAUUCGGAAGGCUGAGUGUUUGUAUGAAGAUACUAUUUUGAACUUUUUGGAACAAUUACGUGUUCGCAUGUGUCAUCCUAUUCCACAGUUAGGAUUGCCAGCCUUGGAUCCUUUUCAAAUUCACCAUGUCGAAACAGAAAUUAAUAACAAAUACUUAGUAGAUUUCACCGGCUCUGUCACUGAUUUCAACCUGACAGGAUUAUCCGAUUUUGAUAUAGACUUGCGUAUUUCUACAAUACGAAAAUCAAUAAUUGAUAUUACUUUACCAAUGACAGAGUUUAAAUCCAUUUACACUGCCAAAGGAUCUUUGGCUUAUAUAUUGAAUUUGAGCGGUGAUGGCAAUGCACAAGCACAUAUAAAACACUUAAACUUGCAAAUAUCAUUUAAUUUGGGCAUCGGAAAAUUCCUUAGCAUACGAAAUUUGAAUAUUACGGUCAUUGUCGGUGAAAUAUAUAUGGACUUUGAAAACUUGCUCGAGGAGGAACGAAUAAAUGAUUUUUUCCAUGCUUUAGUCAACGAACUAGGCUUGGAACUAUUGGGGGAUCUUUGGAUUGAUGAAAAAGCCUUGUCAGAGCAAUAUAUACAAGAGCGCAUUAAUACUUUUAUUGGUCAAUACACUCUAUCUGAUAUUUUAAAGAUAAUUGGGGACAGCGGUGAGGGCGAACCUAUAUUUGAUAGUGGACCCCCAGGUGAUUGCAAGGAUGAUAUUACCUUCAAUUAAGCUAUUAUCGAAAAAAACUUGACAAGACUGAAAUAGCAAACAAAAGCUUGGUCAUAAAUUCCGCUAUGCAACGCACAAUAUGCAAGAUUGUCCGCAACCUUUAUAGUACAUUUUUUUAUCUACUUAAGAUUAUUAAUCUUUAAAAAUCCGAAAGUAUAAAACGGUGAUUAGAUUAUAUGUGAACGCUAUUCUUAAUGGAAUUGUUAUUAUUUUAUAGUUCAAUAAACAUUUUUAUUAUCAAUUUUGACCACCUACCGUUAAAUCACGUGUAUGCAUCUAUAAAAUAUUUGCAAACAGAUCGAAAUUAUUUCGAAAAGAUUAAAAAUGUUGAAAUUUUGCGAUUAAAAAUACGUUUGAAUAUAUUUACUUACGAUACAGAUGUUGUUGUUGUAGCAACAUAUUUAUUUACGAGAAUUUUAUGUAUUACUAGUUUUUUUAUUGCAGCGGCGUAUUUAUUAUACCCUGAAGCGUUCUUUAUAAGAUAGAAAUUCUGGUUCGACCCGUUUAUGUAGAACAGCGUGUAGUGGUGUUAUUAUCCAAUAGUUGGCAUAUUUAUGAAAAGUUUUUAGGAAUAAAUUAAGUGGUUGUAUUUGUUCGUCAAGUAGCCGGCAUUAAAGGAAACUGUUUAUUUAUAAUUAUGCCUUUAGAUUUGAACAAGCACAUUGAACGCCAACAACUCCCCCUCCCAAUGUAAAAUAUGCAUGAAAAGUUUUAUUUAUAAAUACAUUGAUGCCAAUAAAGUCGCUAUAUCAAGAAGCUAAUACAUGUAUAUUAAUUAUCAACUUAUGCAUUAUUAAGCAAAUUAAAUAAGU